AUGUGGGCAGUCGACAGUGGUGCAACACAACACAUAUGCCACGACAAGACCAAGUUUGCAAGACUGAACAAGCGCAACAACGGUAAAAUCUUGGUGGUGGAUGGCAACAAAGUGGCCAUCAAGGGGGUUGGAACCAUCUUUGAAAAGGUGGUUCUGCCCGACGGUGAAGAGCACGAGAUCGAGAUCAAGAACGUCCUUUACGUGCCAAGCACGAGCAAGAAUCUACUUUCGGUACCGCAGAUCAACAAGCACGGCAAGUUUCAAGUCGUGUUCGACGGGACCAAGAUGUUUGUCGCUCGCAAAGGCUCGCAACAAGUGGUGGCAACAGCAGAUCUUGUGGAUGGCCUUUACUGGAUUCACACAGCUCAUCGAUCGGCCAAUGCGACAACAAGCGGAAACUACGAUGUCGACUUACAUGCGCGGAUGGGACACGCUCCAGCUGAUGUGCUUCGCAAAAUGGUCAAGCGCAGUCGAGGAUGUCAACAAGGGAAAAUGGUCCAAAAACCAUUCCCAGGGAACCAGGACAAUCGCAGAUACGACACCUUCGAGCUACUUCACGUCGACAUCUGCGGACCCAUGGAGAUGAAUUCUCUGGGUGGCAGCAAGUACCUACUGCUGAUCGUUGACGAAGCCAGUGGAUGCAUGAAGGGCUUCUGUCUACGUGUGAAGUCGGAGAGUGAAAACUACAUCGCACGAUACAUCAAGAUGGUGCAAGCGCAGUUUGGCAAGAAGGUCAAGCUCGUCUGCCACGACGGAGCCCGCGAGUUCGCAACCAACUCGCUUCAAGAAUUCUACGAAGAUGAAGGCAUUGAGCAGCAGACGACGGUGCCAUAUGCACACCAGACCAACGGCACGGCAGAGCGCGCCAUUCGGACUAUCGUCACAAUUGGUCGCAGCAUGCUCCACCAUGCUAAGUUGGAAAAGUGCUUCUGGGCAGAAGCAGCAAUGACGGCAAUCUACAUCAAGAACCGUCUGCCUUCGCCUAAUGUUAUGCACAAGACUCCGUUCGAGAUCGUCCACAACUCCAAGCCAAGUGUCAAGCACAUGCGGGUGUUCGGUUGUCAGGUUUACAUACUGACGCCUAAAGAGAAUCGACUCAAGUGGGACCCCAAGGCUCGCACUGGAAUAUUCUUGGGCUACGAAGAAGCAUCCAAAGCGUAUCGCGUUUAUGACAUUGAGGCGGGGCAGGUGGUCAUCAGUCCCGAUGUCAACUUUGACGAGUCCGCCUUUGGACUUUCGCCGCCGAUCACUGGUGAAGAUACCGAUGACCUUGACUUCGACUCCCUCGAUCUGGAUGAUGAAGCGCCAGGUCAAGCGCAGUACAAGCAAACAGGCAAGCGCAAGAGUCGUCCCCAUGAUGAAGGAGUACCAGCUCCACCCACGCGCACAGUGCGUCAACGGCUCGAACUAGAAGAAUCAAGUGCGCCAGACAAUCACACGACCCAACAAGAAGAAUAUGAAGAAACAAAGAAUGCUGAUGCAUCGAGUCCGCCUGUGUUUUGGUGUGCGAGUGCGAACGCCAUCGAAACAGCAGUGGACUUAUCCGAGCCAUCGACUUUUGAAGCUGCGGUGAGCGUUCCUGAUCAAGUGCAUCGGCGCGAAGCUAUCCGUGCGGAACUUGAGUCGACGCGACUUCGUGAAGUAUUCCGCGCAGCCAAGCUACCUAAAGGACAUAGCGCCAUUGGCACGAAGUGGGUCUUCAAGAUCAAGCGCAAAGCGGACGGAUCAAUUGACAAGUACAAGGCGCGUCUGUUGAAAAGACAGCGGCUGUGA
Peronospora matthiolae is the source of this 1773-nucleotide messenger RNA. The record is from the annotation of a GenBank genome assembly. Lineage: Eukaryota; Oomycota; Peronosporomycetes; Peronosporales; Peronosporaceae.